AUGGACAAUGUGGAAGAUCAAGUCGUAGAACCGCUCACCCCUGAACAACAGGCACAAAAAGAAAAACAUGAUUGGAUUAAUCAAUUACGACUCAAGUUUUGUAUUCGACCUGAAUUCGAAGUGACCAAAAAUAUCAUUCAUCCUGAUGGUCGAUUAAAUCAAGAUUACUUUCGACCUCCCAAGAAUUACAAAGCAGAAGCAGCAAGAAAAUGGACCGAUGUAGAAAAAGAAUUGUUGAUUCAAGGGAUUGCGAAACAUGGUAUUGGUAACUUUGGUCUGAUAUCGAAAGAAUCAAUGCCCAAAUGGUCUACAAAUGAUCUUCGGGUGAAAUGUAUUCGAUUGAUUGGUCGACAAAAUUUGCAAUUGUACCGUGGAUGGAAAGGCAAUGCGGAGGAUAUCGCUCGUGAAUAUGAACGCAACAAAGCCAUUGGGUUAAAAUUCGGCACAUGGAAACAAGGGGUUUUGGUAUAUGAUGAUGAAGGGAACGUUGAAAAGGAAAUCUUGGCAACUGAACCAGACAAUAGGAACAUCAACAACAGUAGCAGCGAUACUGGUGGUAAUGAUGGUGAUAACAACGACGACGACGACGAUGAUGAUGACGAAGAUGAUGAUGAUGAUGAUGUGGAAAUGGAACAACAGUAG
This is a messenger RNA of Halteromyces radiatus, 642 nucleotides long. RefSeq lists its product as uncharacterized. Bases 1 to 642 code for a protein of 213 amino acids. NCBI's taxonomy places the organism in Eukaryota, Fungi, Mucoromycota, Mucoromycetes, Mucorales, Cunninghamellaceae. The transcript is spliced from 3 exons. The record is from RefSeq and is a predicted model, not a curated record.